Molecule: messenger RNA, 3810 nt
Organism: Chara braunii
Lineage: Eukaryota; Viridiplantae; Streptophyta; Charophyceae; Charales; Characeae
Source: the annotation of a GenBank genome assembly
ACGACGCAGAGAGGGACGACAUUCAGGACGCCCUCGAUGAGGAGGAGCGCCACGAGGGUGGGGCCAGGGAGGGGGCGGUGGCAGACGAGGCAGUCGGAGAGCCUAACCUGCCAGGGGAGGAUGGUGGUGAUGACGUCGAGAGGCGUCGGUGGAGCGAGUCCUGCUACUAGGGCGUCGCGAGCUGAGGUGGAGCGCGCGAGGAGGGAGAAGAGGACAGUGGGGCAGGCUGGCGUCGAGGUGCCAGACACGGGUAGGGAGAAGAGGGUUCGGCAGACCACGAUUGACGAGAUGUAUGCCAGGGAGAAGUUGGCCGAGUUCACAGACGCGUGGCUUCAGUGGAUCUACGUGAAGAAGUUGCCAUUCAACGCCUUCCGUGGUCCGAAGUUCCAGAGGGUGCGGCAGGCAGCAGAGAGAGUGCCUUGCUCUACCCAGUUCCGGUUUCCCUCCUACACGGUUACAGCGGGCGCCAGUAUCCCUUCGCAGAGGGCGAAGGUGGCGACGAUGGUGAGCGAGGUGCGCGCCACUUUCCGGCACAGCAGUGCCACUAUCCUUUCUGACGGGAGAAAGUCGCGCAGCGGCAAGCCGCUCGUGAACUUCCUCGCCGGGGGCACCAACGGCGCCCUGCUGUACGCCACCGUCGCACGUGACGGGUCGGUCCGAGACACAACGGACGUCGUGUACCGUAGGUGGCGGGCCAUCAUCUUGUCUUUUCCUGCAAAGGACGUGAUCGGCUUCUGCACAGACUCCGCCAGUAACUAUACGGCGGUAGCCCGCAGGUUCGCCACAGACCCCGAGCCUAAGAUCAGGAGGAUCACUUGGCUCCCCUGUUCCACCCAUGUCUGCAACUUGAUGUUGUCAGAUAUCGCGACGCGAGUGGUGUGGGUCAAGGAGACCAUCAUCCACGCUCGAGCGCUUGUGCGAUUUAUUAAAUCGCACGGCACUGCUCACACCCUUUUUAGGAAGGUGAGCCCUCGCGUUCAGCUCGUCGAGCCCAUUGAGACACGGUUUGCAUCAGUUUUCCUGAUGCUCACGUGUCUCAAAGGCCGACGAGACGUGUUGGAGAGCAUGUUGCACGGGGAUGCUUGGGCACGCAUCCCGUGGGAUCGCGCCCACGUAUCUCAGGCACAGUGGCUGCUGCAGCAGCAGAUCCGGGACGGGGAGUUUUGGCAGCGUGUCCAUUACGCCAUCCUAGUCAUGUCGCUCGUCUACCAGCUGCUGCGCAGAAUGGAUAGAGGUGGGAUGAUGAUGUCCGUCGUUUACGAGAGGAGUCAGCAUCUGCUGCAGUUGAUGAGCAGGGUCGGCGUGCCGACAGACAUGAUCGAGCCGUGCGUGCGUGAGGUUGCGAUCUGCAACCUCCACAUGCUAGAGCCCGCACAUGUCGUGGCCUACCUCCUCAACCCUCGUCGACGGUCCCUCACGUAUUACCAUUCGCUGGAGACGACCACCGACGGCCGUCGUAUGGUCGAGGAGUGCGACAAAUUUCUCCUGGCGCAGACAGGCGGUGAUCCGGUUGGCUUAUUGUACAGGACCGUGAGGGACCAGAUGAGGGCGUUCCACUCGAGGCGAGGGGAUUGGGGAGACCGUGACCUCUCCGAUGCCGAGGCGACCGAUUGCAGGGGGGAUAGUGAGACCGAGCGAUCUGCAGCGUGGUGGUUCGAGCAUGGACAUGCCCACCCGGAGUUGCGCACCAUCGCCAUCCGUGUCAUACACUUGUGGACGUCUGCCUCUCCAGCGGAGAGGAACUGGGCGGAGCACGAGCGCAUCAGCACGGCGAGGCGCUGCAAGCUUGGGUUCACCAAGCUUGCACAGCUGGUUGAGAUUGCCACCAAUCUCAAACUGGCCUCAUGCGCACGGCAGGGUGGUGGCCACGUGUUGCCAUGGGUUAUGGGGACCGGUCGGGGGGGGACGGCGACAGAGGAGGAGGAUGAGGAGGGAGAUGUGGAGCCCGAGCGACAGAUUGUCGCUUUCCGUGACAGCCGACCAUCCAGAGCCCGUUCGGUUCGGGACGUGUUCGGCAGCAGAGCGACGGAGCUGCGACCGUGGCCGGAGGGUGGGGAUGAUGUGGACGCUGUUGCGGCAGGCGACGACAUCGAUGACGACUGGACUGACGAUGAUGAGACGCCGCUGAGUCGCGACCCGACGGCUGAGCGAGUGUACUUCACUUACGGUGGGGGUCGUUACGACAUGGAUUCACACACAUCGGUUAUCACUGGUGGUGUGCCGUCGACUGCGCAGGCGAGUGGCAGCAGCAGAGCCGGCGGUGGUAUUGGAGGAUGUUCGCAUGCAGAGGUUCGCAUGGACGACUCAGGGGAGCAGCAGCCACUGGGAGGUCUUCGGAACAUAGGCAGGCGUUGGGAGGACUUCGAGGACAUAGGGCUUGGUGGGAGCUUGGGAGAUUUGAGUGUCGAGGGACGUCGAUGUGCCUCACCGCAGGAUGUGCGCACAGACGCGGACGUUGAGCGAGGCCCUGUUGAGACUGAGGAGGAGAGGGAUGCCCGUUUGGACCGAGAGGAGGAGGAGCAGCUGAGGAGUUUGCCACAGUGGGAGGGUCGGUUCAAAUAUCUCGACGAGCAGCGUCGGCAGAGGGACUUGGAGACAGGAGGGGGGGGGAGCCGUGACGUCGACGACGCGGGUGUCCCUGAGGAGGCGGUUCAGGGGGAGUUCGAUUAUGAGGGGCAGGAUGCCGCCGCGGGUGGUGGGUCAGUUGGUGGACGACGCGGCGACGAGGAGACCGCGGGUGUCCCUGAGGGGCACGAUGUUGUCAUGGGCGUGUGCGGCGGAGGAGAGGGUGGACCCGGUGGAGAUGGGGACACCGCGGAUGUCGGUGGAGAUGAUGGAUCGGACGACGAAGAUGACGACGACCACAGUCCCGAGGAUGAUCCGUAUAGGCUCGCCUUGGUGUUGAGGGAUCCCACAUUGCCUCUGUUGCGCCAUGCCGACACAAUGCACACUUUCUUCGACGCCGACGCUUUGGCGCAUGCGUUGACAGAUAACCCUUUCGCACACGUGAGCUGCAAGAGCGGCAAGCAACGGGCCCCUGAGAGGGUGUAUUCACCGCGACCGCUCACAGUGCAGAGCCCUGACUGGUCGGGUUCGUUGCUCAGCGACGUUAGAGGGAGGGAGUCCGGUGCGGGUGAGGUGGGGUCCGACAGACGCAGCGACGGCGGCAGAGAUAGUGCAGGAUCGAUGCCUCCACCGCCCGCACGGACUCCAGAGGCCAGGGUCGACACCGGGGACCGGACGGUGGCACCCGGAGUUGCGCACAGUGGCGGUUCCCCGCCGCCAGUCCGAGGAGGUGUGGGUGGCGGAUGGUCAGCUGUUCGUCGGGUCGGGGACCGGUUGCGGGCGGAUUACGACGCCGGGAGGGGCGUCUUCACGGGACGUACGCCUGUUCAGACGCAGGCUGCGGAGGGUGGGUCCGGACGUCCGAGCCGGCAGAUGGCAGGCCGCAUGCUUGUGCAUGACCCUUCGUUCCCGACUCCUUUAGCAACAGUACGCCUUACUGUAGAAGAAAAGGAGUAUCUUGAAAUGAUUACCGACAACACUGAAGAGAAUGAAGAAUACAGCAUUGUCGAUUACAAGGGGAGGUGGAAGGUGGAAAAGAAAGACGUCAUGGUCGCCGCCAAGGAUGAGGAAUGGUUAAAUUAUGAAGUCGUCAAUUUGUACUUGCUAGCCGUUCAGAUCACCAAUGACUACAUCAAGAAGGUGGAUUCGACAUGUGCCGAAGUGGCGUAGCAUUUCAUCUGUGUAUAUUCUAAAUUUUUUUUUCUUUCCCAGAUUGUCAAAAACUCGGUCCGCUGAAAUCGCAUA